CACAGAGUGUUGUUCUCUCAUGUACUACGGAGAACAAAAGUAACAGAAGUUAUGGCGUUGCUUUACUUCUUCGAUUCCACAGCGAAAUUUCCUGGAUUGGAUUAUGAUUCAUUAUGUAGCUCUUUCUGUAAUGCUUUCCUUCAAACAAGAUUGAGUGAGAAAGGAGCCAUCAAACAUUUCUGGAAGAUUCCUGGAGAACCAAGACUGAUUGGGGUCGUCAGUGUGGAGGCCCCAGGAGAGCUGGAUGCAUUUUUUAAGUCCGCCGUAUGGUUGCAAGGUUUCAGCAUCCACGUUACUACCGUUUUUACCCCUCUUAGGGCAUAUGAAGAUUUCGCUGCUACUGUUGGGGACAGGCUUGGGGAAGAAAGCAAUAUUAGUCUAGUAGAAUGUGUACCAAGAACUGGCCUGCAUUAUUUUCUCACAUUUACUGUGGAAUACGAAGGUAUGACUCAGGAAGACCUCUUCAGAAUCUGGCGCGAAGAAGCAAAGGCUGCUCUGGAUGCUAAGAAAUCUGGAACUGUGUUGGACUUGUGGAAAGUGGUGGCACAACGAAAGGUGUUUGCCAUUGUGUGUGUUUCCAAACCAGGGGAUCUGGACGCGAUAUCAUUUGACCUGCCUAUCAUGAAGAAAAUGGGAGACAAAGUCCAUAUCACAUGCAAGUCUCUUCGCCAAGCUGACGACUGGAUCAAAGAAGUCAGGCGUGAAACAUAUAACGCCAUAAGUCUACCUGACCAUUGUAAAUAGAUUUCAUUUCAUUUCACCUGCGGAUCAAAAUUAAUUAAGGCAAUGAUCCUCGUCGGUGAACUAAAAUCUAAGCAAUAUUGUAGAAAAGAAGCCAGAACAGAUUUGCGUUAUUCAGGGAAGGUUAUAUGUAAGGAAGUUUUGGCUCGUCAUAUGAGGGGUAUUAUGAUAAAUACAGUAAAAUAAGAAAAGCAAAUCUUGCAAAGUCUGUGUUUAUUCAACGUACUUUCUUCCUCUUUAUGUGCUUCCUGCGCGACGGCGGUUUUCAUGGUAGGCACUCGCAUGAAAGAAAAACGGCAGUGAUUACCGUGAAAGGGUACUGAAGGCAUAUGAAUGAUGGCUACACCUCGCCUGUAGUGCCAGCAGCAUUUACCAAUAGUACCACGCCCAUUCUCGAAAGGGCACUCCCCGUGUUAGCCCCAAACGGGUUUUGCCGCCAAACAGCAAAGGAAAUGGAGAGGAAUACUAUUGAGGUGAAUAUAAAGUUCGAAAAAGGCUAAUGUGGUGAGAAGGUCACUUACUGAAUCAGUGGUAGAACCACGCUGACUGUUGCCAGAACAGUCUGGAUUCAAAGGCUAAUUGUGCAGGAUAAAAUUCGGCAUAGCAUUCCGGAACCAGUAAAUCAACUCCAGCAGGGGAGCAGGGAUGGCGCUUGCCUCUCACCAUAGUGGCCCGAGUUCGAUUCAUGGACCCGGCAUUACAUGUGGUUGUGUUUGUUGUUAGUUCUAAGUCCUUGCUCUGAGGGU
Pocillopora damicornis (cauliflower coral) is the source of this 1487-nucleotide messenger RNA. RefSeq lists its product as uncharacterized. The record is from RefSeq and is a predicted model, not a curated record. Lineage: Eukaryota; Metazoa; Cnidaria; Anthozoa; Scleractinia; Pocilloporidae.